Molecule: messenger RNA, 4092 nt
Organism: Sander lucioperca (pikeperch)
Lineage: Eukaryota; Metazoa; Chordata; Actinopteri; Perciformes; Percidae
Gene: kcnd1
Product: potassium voltage-gated channel, Shal-related subfamily, member 1
Exons: 8
Coding region: 49-1965 (638 amino acids)
Biological process (GO): potassium ion transmembrane transport; protein homooligomerization
Cellular component (GO): voltage-gated potassium channel complex; membrane
Molecular function (GO): A-type (transient outward) potassium channel activity; protein binding
Source: RefSeq, a predicted model, not a curated record
AUCCAAAGGACAGAUCUCGUCUCCACAGGUGGGACGUGCUGAUGCAAGAUGGCGGCCGGCGUGGCGACGUGGCUGCCGUUUGCGCGGGCCGCGGCGGUGGGAUGGCUGCCGUUGGCCAAGAAGACGAUGCCCAAACCUCCCGUGGACAAGUCGUCCAAGUCAGAUGAGAUCCUGUACGUCAACGUCAGCGGCGUCCGCUUUCAGACAUGGAAGAACACUCUGGACCGCUAUCCGGAGACGCUGCUGGGUUCUUCGGAGAAAGAGUUUUUCUACAACGAGGAAACGCAGGAAUUCUUCUUCGACCGAGAUCCCGAAAUGUUCCGGCACAUUCUGAACUUUUACCGCACGGGGAAGCUCCACUACCCCCGAAACGAGUGCAUCCAGGCCUUCGACGAAGAGCUGGCCUUCUACGGCAUCGUGCCGGAGAUCAUCGGAGACUGCUGCAUGGAGGAAUACCGCGACAGGAAGAAGGAGAACCAGGAGCGUUUGGCGGAGGACACCGAAGCCAACGAGGCGAUGGACGCCCCGCUGCCCCCACACAGCACGUCCCGGGAGCGUCUGUGGCGAGCCUUCGAGAACCCGCACACCUCCACCAUGGCGCUGGUCUUCUACUACGUCACGGGCUUCUUCAUCGCCGUCUCCGUCAUCGCCAACGUGGUGGAAACGGUGCCCUGCCGGCCGCCCAAAGGCAGCGUCAAAGACCUUCCCUGCGGCGAGAAGUACCAGCUGGCGUUCUUCUGCAUGGACACGGCCUGCGUGCUCAUUUUCACCUUCGAGUACCUGAUGCGUCUGUUCGCCGCGCCAAGCCGCUGCAAGUUCAUGCGCUCGGUGAUGUCGGUGAUCGACGUGGUGGCCAUUAUGCCGUACUACAUCGGCCUGGUGAUGCCGGAGAACGAGGACGUGAGCGGUGCCUUCGUCACGCUCCGCGUCUUCCGCGUCUUCCGGAUCUUCAAGUUCUCGCGGCACUCGCAGGGUUUGAGGAUUUUGGGCUACACGUUGAAGAGCUGCGCCUCGGAGCUGGGCUUCCUGCUCUUCUCCCUCACCAUGGCCAUCAUCAUCUUCGCCACGGUCAUGUUCUACGCCGAGAAGGGCACCAAGGGCUCCACCUUCACCUCCAUCCCCGCCUCCUUCUGGUACACCAUCGUCACCAUGACCACGCUCGGGUACGGUGACAUGGUUCCCAACACCAUCGCGGGGAAGAUCUUCGGCUCCAUCUGCUCUCUCAGCGGCGUGCUGGUGAUCGCCCUGCCCGUGCCUGUCAUCGUGUCCAACUUCAGCCGGAUCUACCACCAGAACCAGAGGGCGGACAAGAUGAGAGCGCAGCAGAAAGUGCGUAUGGCUCGGAUCCGCAUGGCGAAGAAAGGAACCGUCAACGCCUUCCUCCAGUACAAAGAAGACCGAGCCAUGGGGGACCGGCACAGUGACAACACGACUCUGUGUGUGAAGAACAGAUCAGCGUUCGAGCAUCAACACAACCACCUGUUGCACUGUCUGGAGAAGACCACGAACCACGAGUUCACAAACGAGAUCAACUACAGCGAGCUCUGUAUGACGGAGUCAGUGGGCUACAGGACCAGUCGCAGCACUUCCCUGUCCAGCCAGCAGGGGGCGCAGAACAACUCCACCGGCUGCUGCCCGCGCCGUGCCAGGAGGAGAGCCGCCAUGCGACUGGCUAACUCCACGGUGUCGGUCAGCCGUGGGAGCAUCCAGGAGCUGGACACCCUGCACAUCAAAAGCACCUCCAUACCACCACAAACUCGUUCCAGUCUGAACGCCCAGAUGUGUGACCUGAAGCUGAACUGCGGGGAACCAGAUUUCAGCGCUGCCAUCAUCAGCAUCCCCACGCCACCCGCCAACUCGCCGGAUGAGAGCCUCCCCCCGUCGCCUGCGCCCGUCCCCGGCAUCCUGCGCAACACCCGGGCCACCGCCUACACCCACGACAACGUCAAAAUCUCCUCCUUAUAACCUCCGACCGCGCCCGCGACUUCCCCCUCCAAACCCAGCCGCCCCACCAGCCAACCUCUCCGUGAACUCUGAACUUCCUUUGAACCUCUGAUCUUGAACCCAGGGAACUGCAAGCUGAGAUUUCGGGGACUACUCAGACGGAAACUUUGAGUACUGCUGGUUUGCUUUCACUUCCUCUCACCAUUUUGUGGAUUAAAGGAGGCAAAAUGGAGACAAUGGUUUUCCGUACAGGAGGCGACACAAAACAGCAAAAACUGGAGCAAAAAUCAAAGGCAAGGAAUUUGUAAAGGAACCAUAAUUGUUCUCCCGAAGACUUUCCAAAGUCUUAAGGAUCUCCUCCUCAUGCAUUUUACCUCAAAGUAUGUUGGUGUACAAUGCAUAAGGAGGGGAUUUGCCUCCCUUUCACGGUUUUGACCUUUUGAAUCUCAUUGCACAAACCCCAGGAGAGUUCAACCAAUGGAAAAGAUGCCAAGAUCCCCAAAGAAUGACCCUGAAACCAACUGACAGGUUGAAUCAUUGGGUCAAUUUUGCGUCCUCCUCACCUUAAUCCUUAAGAGGAGGGCUACAAAAUGAUUGCUGCCGAGGACAACGGUCUUAUUUUUAAGUCUAAACCUGGAGUCAACGGACUGAGUGGUUUUAUUUCUCAAAAGAGAAGUUGGCCUGUUGGUUUUUGGUGAAUCUGAAGGACUGCCGACCGCUGGUCUAACUCAUCUGUGAUUGGACUAAGAAGUGACAGAGAUGAUCUGUAUACAACCAAACAACCCUCAGCGGCUUCAGAGGCCAUGGCUACAACUUAUUACUUUGGAUGUUUGUUGUUGUGGUGAAACAGCAGGUGACGGCUAGCAAGCGUAUAGCGUUUGGCUUUACCAAACCAGGAUGGUUUCUUUUCUUUUACAGCGACAGACGGGAUCAACGCUGCUCAGUUGAGUGAAGUGUUGGAGCUCUUUUCCUUGAAAUGUAAAGGUUUUGUAGGUUUAAACCCCAACAAUGGGUCAAGAUGUCUUAGAGGAGGAUGAAAAUGUAUCUCAAAUCGAAUGGAGUUCAGGAAUAUGUAUGGAUGAUCUCUCCACUGGCUCUUAUUCAGCUACUGAAGCCACUUCAGGUCACUUUUUAAGGAAAGUAAGGGAAUCAUGGGCGAGAACUCUUGAGCCUUUAUCCGAGGUUGCAAGAGAUGAAAGAUUAAAAAACUCCUGGAGGGAUGAUCCAGACGCUGCUGAAACGAAUGAAUCUAACAUGUUAACUGAACUCUGAAAACUGGGUUUAACUGAUCUAUGCUGAGCCUGAAUACUGUUCACACAACGACAUUGAGCUGAUGUUAACUUUAGGGACUAAACCGAGCCAUUCUGAGCAGCGCUGGACUAACAUGGUUUUCCAAAAUGCGACUGUAGAGAGGACAAAGUUACUGUGGACAGGAUUAAUCUAGUCUGAUGUGGACAAAGUUACUCUGGACUGGAUUAAUCUGGUCUGAUGUGGACAAAGUUACUCUGGACUGGAUUAAUCUGGUCUGAUGUGGACAAAGUUACUCUGGACAGGAUUAAUCUGGUCUGAUGUGGACAAAUUUACUCUGGACUGGAUUAAUCUGGUCUGAUGUGGACUUGUCUGGUCUGGCUGUAGCUCAGAAGUGUUCAGACUAGGAACGAAAGCCUUUUACUUUUCAAAAUAUGCAACAUUACUACAAGCAGGAAAAUAGCAUCAACAAAUGAACAGAAUAAUAAUAACAAUAUUAAUGUGUGUGUUAUAAAAACUACAGUAAUUAUUGCAGGGAACAUAAUGUAAAGUAACUAAGAAAUUCAUUUGUUGUGUGAUCUUUUCAGUGAGAGAGAGAACGAGAACACAAGUAUUCUGCAAUAGAUUUAAAUAGGGAAAGGGAAAUGCAGCGCCAGAAGCUCUUCAGCACUCAAAUCACGUUUGUCCCGACGCCGUGCACUCUGGGAAGAAACACGUUAUUUUACAACAAAUUAAUGAAGGCGGGAAAUAUCCACCCACAGAUAUCGGCAUGUUUCAGUAUCACUUCACUCUUAUUUAUCAGUCAUUCUUCCAUUCAACCUUUCUUUAUACUCCAGAGAUCACUGGGCCUCAUUCACCAAUAUAUCUUUCUAAGUUCUUUCUUAAAUGUGUUCUUAAAAG